This is a messenger RNA of Solea solea (common sole), 3085 nucleotides long. RefSeq names its product neuronal intermediate filament family member 1 (gene neff1). The record is from RefSeq and is a predicted model, not a curated record. Gene Ontology annotation, cellular component: intermediate filament. The coding region runs from base 96 to 1607 and encodes 503 amino acids. The transcript is spliced from 4 exons. NCBI's taxonomy places the organism in Eukaryota, Metazoa, Chordata, Actinopteri, Pleuronectiformes, Soleidae.
AGGACUCGCAUCUCACUUUCUCUCUCUUUCUCCCACACACACGCACUCAUCCUCACGCACUCCUGAACUCCACUCACUCUCUGUCUCAAGGAAACAUGAGUUACUCCAGUGAUAUUUACACCAGCAGCUCCUAUCGGAAGAUCUUUGGAGAUGCCCCACGCUCCGGCCGCGUGGGUCUCGGUGGCGGCAGCAGCCCGUCCCGCCUGCACCCUGCGGGAUACCGCAGCAGCCACCGCAACUAUGGUUCCCCCUCCGUGGUGUCCUCCACCUCCUACCGCAGGUCAGCGGCGCCCGGCCGCGUCUACUCCUCCAUGGCGGACUCCGGUAUGGACCUGAGUCAGUCCACCGCCGUCACCAACGAGCUCAAGAUCAUCCGCACCAACGAGAAGGAGCAGCUGCAGGGUCUCAACGACCGCUUCGUGUCCUUCAUCGAGAAGGUGCACAACCUGGAGCAGCAGAACAAAGUCCUGGAGGCGGAGGUGACUCUGCUGCGCCAGCGCCACAACGAGCCCUCCCGCCUGCACGAGCUCUACGAGCAGGAGAUCCGCGAGCUGCGGGCGCGCGUGGAGGAGCUGACGCACGAGAAGAGCCAGAUGCACCUGGACUGCGUGCAGAUGAACGACACCCUGGAGCGCGUGCGGGAGAAGCUGGAUGAGGAGACCAGGAUGCGCGAAGAGGCGGAGAACGCGCUGAAGGGUUACCGCAAGGACGUGGACGACGCCACCCUCGCGCGCCUGGAGCUGGAGAAGAAAGUGGAGUCACUGCUGGACGAGAUCGCCUUCCUCAGGAAAGUUCACGAGGAGGAGCUGCAGGAGCUGCAGACUUCUCUGCAGGCCUCGCAGGUGUCAGUGGAGAUGGACAUGAGUAAACCGGACCUGGCUGCGGCGCUGAAGGACAUCCGCUCUCAAUACGAGACCCUGUCCUCCAGGAACCAGGUCCAGACCGAGGAGUGGUACCGCUCCAAGUUUGCCACCGUGACCGAGUCGGCCGCGCGCAACCAGGACGCCAUCAAGCACUCAAAGGAGGAGCUGAGCGAGUACCGCCGCCAGGUGCAGGCUCGCACCCUGGAGAUCGAGGCCCUCAGGGGCCACAACGAGGCCCUGGAGAGGCAGAUGGCUGAGAUGGAGGAUCGUCAUAACAAUGAAAUGGGAGAGAUGCAGGAUACCAUUCAGCAGCUGGAGGGCGCUCUGCACAGCACCAAAGGGGAAAUGUCCCGUCACCUGCGCGAGUACCAGGAUCUGCUCAACGUCAAGAUGGCGCUGGACAUUGAGAUCGCCGCCUACAGGAAGUUGCUGGAAGGCGAGGAGUGCCGCCUCAGCUCUGUAGGUGGAGCCAUGGUCCAUUCAGGCUACUCCGGCUACUCCUACAUGUCGGCCCGCUCCUACACCCUGGGAGCGUCCAGGAAAUCUGAUGCCAAGCCCGAGGAGGAGGAAGAGGAGGUGGAUGAGGAGGAGAAGGAGGAAGAGGAGGAAGAGGGAGAAGAGGAGGGAGACGACCAGGAGGAGGGCGAGGAUGGGGAAGAGGAGGAGGAGGAAGAGGAGGAGGAGGAGGAGAAGCCAAAGGAGAAGGAGAAGAAGAGUCCCACCGGCAAGAGCAGCAAGAGUUAAACUGCUUGUCUCACCGUCUUCAUCAUCCUCAAUAACACAUUCCACAUCCCAGCCGUCACUUGUAUUGUUCUGGUUACUGUUCACAUCAUCUCACACACACACACACACACACACGCACACACACGUUCAUGUACAGCUAUCUUAGUGAGGACACUCAUAGACAUAAUGCAUCCCCUAAAGCCCAUUACCUUACCUUAACCCUUAACCACAACUAAACCAUUAAAGUGAGGACCAGACAGUAUGUCCUCACUUCCUGCGCUUUUAUCCGGUCCUCACAAAGAUGUAUGUACAAGCACACACACACACACACACUCUGGAUGCCUCACACCUUCUGUGUUGUCGUGUCUCUGUUUUCUCUGUUACUCAGAAGUCGGAUUAGUCCAGACGUUUAUUAGACGGAGAGCUUUAGACGGGAGUGGAUGUAUCACAGCGGCACAGUGAGUUUAACUCAUCCUCAUCCUUUGCAGAGGUCGACAGGAUCGAGCGCGACGCCACACAAAAAAACGACACUUUCCUCAUACGAGCAACAGCAAAUGUGCCAUUAACGAAGAAUACUCACACUAAGAGCAAUCAAUAAGUUGAAAGUAACAACGUUUGUCGGCACGCACACUUUAAAGAUAAAUGCACAGACCAUGGAGCAUGACAAACAGCCGGUCCAACUUUUACGGUGCUAUUUGAUUUUUACUUAUAAAAGUUGGGGGGGGGGGGUCACCGAUCAAAAGCUGCACCAGCGAAUCGUCGCGAGCGUCACACAGAGAAGUCCCAGCUUGUGUCUGUACUGUUGCGUAAACCUCACGCGUUGCAGCAGCAUGUUUCCUCUCCUUCUUUCCUCCGCUGCUUUCUGUCCGCCGCCACUCCAACUCUUCAUCUCAUCCCACCGCGACAAAAAGAAAUGUACCGCUGACCAUUCAAGCCCUCUGUUUCCACGUUCCUCACAGCCCUGCAAUAAAAGCAGCUCCGAGAAACAGCGUACUGCUGUUUUAUUUAUCUCUCAGUUGCUUGGAAGGAGGAGCAGCUUCUCCACGACGAAGUGCAUCUUUGGGAAUGAAAAGUGUUGAGUUUAAAUUGCUGCUAUAUAUGUAUUUGGGAAUAUUAAUGAUCCCCCCUGUGAUUGAUUCAUUUGUCAAGGAACGUAUUCGCCACCUCAUGUGUUGAACAGUUAGAACUCCUUUACCCUUCAUUUAUUCAAAGAAAACCUCCCUUUUUCCCCCCCUCCCCUGCGUCCUCACACAAACGUGGUGGUGCUUUUGUUUUUACUUUUUUGCUCGAAAUAGGACAGGAGGUGGAGGUGAGCGUAGGCUGUCGGUGUCAGGCAGCUGACGCUGACACUGAGAGCUCUCGGCUCAGACUGCGUGUGGCAGGUGAGGCAGAUGCUGCCGGGGUCAUGGUUAAACGCUGCAGAGUCGCAUUUAAGGGCUAUUUUCACUCUAACUCCUUGCAUCACUGUUGUUCAUUAUCUCCCCCUCCCCCCCCCCCCC